Molecule: messenger RNA, 2171 nt
Organism: Lacerta agilis (Sand lizard)
Lineage: Eukaryota; Metazoa; Chordata; Lepidosauria; Squamata; Lacertidae
Product: zinc finger and SCAN domain-containing protein 31-like
Exons: 4
Coding region: 316-2013 (565 amino acids)
Biological process (GO): regulation of transcription by RNA polymerase II
Molecular function (GO): RNA polymerase II cis-regulatory region sequence-specific DNA binding; DNA-binding transcription factor activity, RNA polymerase II-specific
Source: RefSeq, a predicted model, not a curated record
UCCUGCUGUAUCUCCUCCCCCUGCAAACGGAGUCUUGUGAAGCCACUUUCUCCCCCUUCUCCUUCCUUCGCCUCCGGGAGUGGCUGCAGAUCUGGGGGGUCUCCGGAGUCGGGGGGGAGCAGGUCCCUUCCGGAGGGGAGUCUGGGAAAAGCGCCACGUUUUGCGGAGGACCGCUGCUCCCUUUUUGCCGACGUGGAACGGCGGACGCUGUGCGCCCCGGAUAAUCCGAGUCCGGUAACGUGGGGGCGAGGAGCCGGGGCAAACACCCAGGCGCAUUGAGGAGAUUUGCCGCCUUCGGGAGCGAGUGCGAGGGAAAUGUCCGGCGAGCAGGCGCCGCGGAUCCUCCAGGAAAAGAGCAUCCGGGAAUUCCUCCAGAGGAAACCGGGGGAAGAGAUCAAGCAGGAGUCGCGCGAUGGCCUCCUUCAGCAGUGGGAAGCCCAGUGGCAGGAGUUCCUGAAGACGGUGGAGGCCUCUCAGCCGGGGCCCCUGCAGCCGCCCGAGGAGACCACCCCCUGGGACGACGCCAAGGCCUUCCUGGCCUCCUUCGAGCAAGUGGCCGAAGCCUGCCACUGGCCACGCGAGGAGUGGGUGACCCGGCUGCUGCCGGCCCUCAGCGGGGAGGCCAAGCACGCCUUCGGCAGGCUGGAUGGCAGGGAAAGGAAGGAUUAUGGGAAGGUGAAGGCGGCCAUCUUGCAAGGGGACGCCAUCAGCCGGGAGAAGAACCGCCAGUACUUCCGGCACUUCCGCUACCAGGAGGCCGAGGGCCCACGAGGGGUGUACAACCGGCUGCAGGAGCUCUGCCGUCGGUGGCUGAAGGUGGAGAGGCACUCCAAGGAGCAGAUCCUGGAGCUGCUGAUCCUGGAGCAGUUCCUGACCGUCCUCCCGCCGGAGAUCCAGGGCUGGGUCAGGGAACGGGGGCCCGCGUCCUGCACCCAGGCGGUGGCCCUGGCUGAGGACUUCCUCUGGAUGCAACGGGAGUCUUUGAGGUGGGAGCAACAGGUGGCAACGGCAGGGGUUCCCUUGGCGGCGGCAGCCGUUCCGCUGGCCGAGGCGGAGCCAGCGGCGCCUGAUUCUGGAAAGAGGCAACUGUGCUUGGUGGUGAAGCAGGAGAUGGAUGCCGUCAACAUCAGUGCCCACGGUGACUCCCGACAGGGCGAGAACAGCGGGGAAAUCCUUGGGCUCCAGUUGCAAAGAGUUGAGCAGCAGAAGCUGGAGGAAAACUUUGGGAGCCAAGGCGGGCCGAGGCGGAGAACGAGAAACCACCAGGCCGAGAAGUGGAAGAAGCCCCCCGUUCCUUGCCCCGGUGGCGGGUUCCACAACGCCUCCAUCUCGGAAGAGAAGCCCAUUGAGAAGAGGAAGUACAAGUGCAACGUCUGCGGGAAGUUCUUUAGCUACAAGUCGAGCCUUAAAAUACACCUGAGAAUCCACACGGGGGAGAAGCCGUACAAAUGCCAGGAGUGCGGGAAGAGCUUUAUCCGGAGCGACCUCCUCGCGUCGCACCAGAGAAUCCACACCGGAGAGAAGCCGUACAGCUGCUCCUACUGCGGGAAGAGCUUCUGUGACCUGUCCACCCUUAUCAAACAUCGGAGAAUCCACACGGGGGAGAAGCCCUACGUGUGCCUGGAGUGCGGCAAGAGCUUCAGCCAAAAGGCGAUCCUGAAUUCGCACCAGCGGAUCCACACCGGGGAGAAGCCGCACAAAUGCCUGGAGUGCGGGAACAGCUUCAGUCGGAGCACUUACCUUACUUCCCAUCAGAGAAUCCACAUGGGCGAGAGGACAUACAAAAACAUAGGCUUCUCUGAGCAGUCGGGCCUUAUUCACCCUCAGAGAAUCCACGUCGAGGAGAAACCCCAUAAAUGCCCGGAAUACAGCCAGAACUUCAGCCAGCCGUCGUCGUGCGCAACACAUCAGAAAAUUUACACGCUGAGCGACACUAUCAAUGUUUUCGAAUGUGGGGAGAAACUUCAGCUGGAGGCAGCAUCUUAUGAGACUUCUGAGCGUCCUAGCAAUUAGCCUCGUGUCUGGUCGCCUGCGGUGAUUUGAGCUUGCUUCCUGGUGACCAGGUGUUUCCCCCCUUCCAGCAGGGAUUAAAAGCCACAUUCUUUAUAAACGGCAGCACUGUAAAUGCUCCUUCAGCGGAGAUACAGACAGGUGGGCAGGGGCGCGCGAUU